Molecule: messenger RNA, 822 nt
Organism: Gongylonema pulchrum
Lineage: Eukaryota; Metazoa; Nematoda; Chromadorea; Rhabditida; Gongylonematidae
Source: the annotation of a GenBank genome assembly
AUGGUUUAUGCUCGACUGCGCGGAAUGGUACUUUAUUUGCAUAAAGACGAAAAUGGCUUUCGCCGUGGCCGCUUUCAGACGUUCAACAACGCCAUUCUCCUCCAUCAUGCAUUGGCUGAGAAGCCAAAAGAUUAUACGAAGCGGCAGCAUGUAUUCAAGCUGCGAACAGCCAACCUUGGUGAAACCCUUUUCCAAACGAGUGAUCCAAAUGAGGUGCAGCAAUGGAUUGAUAUAAUCAAUUACGUGUCCUCAGUUUUCUCCUCUCCGGCUUUGCCAGCUCCCGUUUCCAAUCAGUCGGACGUUUUUCAUAUGCCGCUGCUACCCAGUGCACCGUCCAAUUUAUCAUUAGUAUGUAUUCUUUUCAUUAAUGCGGAGCAGCUAAGAGCACACGAAGAAAAGGAGGAGGAGAUGCGACAGAGGCUGGAUGAACUGAUGAAGACAGCACCGUCGCUGAAGGCCAAAGGUCACAUCGUGCAAAAUUUUUUCUACAAGCAGCGAUAUUUAUAUCAGGAAAGAGAACGUUAUCAGCGCUAUGUGGACAUUUUACGUGAGCAUCUCAGUAUGCUGUCUCCAUCCCAUUCGAUGGCCAUACGGAUAGAGCCUACCAUCGGAACAUACCGUUUGGAUGUAGGAAAAUCAUCCACUACUAUGCAAAGUAGAGCGGUUGGCCGUGAAUACGUAGUGAAGGAAGAACCAGAAGCUGAAGCAAGAGCGGAAAAGGCUGAAGAGGAGGAAUCUGAAGUAGAUUCCGAGGACUCCGAUACCAGCGCUGGUCGCUGCAGUUAUCAGGAAGCAAUAUUACAAAGUCCAGGCCCGCAUUAG